AUGCCUACCGUGCAGGUCGUCGUUGGCGCCCAAUGGGGCGAUGAAGGGAAGGGGAAGCUCGUGGACAUGUUAUCCAGUGAUUGUGACGUUGUGUGUCGUUGCCAAGGUGGUAACAACGCAGGUUUGUUAUUAGUUCUCGUAUAUAUUUGGAUAGGCCAUACCGUCGUUGUGGAUGGUCGCUCUUUCUUUUUCCACCUUGUUCCCAGUGGGAUUAUUCGCGACGAUGUCAUGUGUGUUAUUGGAAAUGGUGUCGUCCUGAACCUCACCGACUUCUUUAAGGUGCGUUUUACUCAUAUAUCGGCCUAUUUCCUAGGAAGUCGACCAACUGACCGCAAUGGGCAUUAAAGACAUAGAAAGCAGAAUGAGGAUAUCCGAGCGAAGUCACAUUGUCUUCGAUUUCUAUCAAGACGUCGACGUUCUUGAGGUAGGGUCCUGCUUCUUAAUCUCAACUUUUAGGAGCAAUCACGUGGCCGUCGGCUCCUAGGCACUACAAAGCGUGGCAUUGGCCCCGCUUACGCCUCGAAGGUCUCCAGAAGAGGACUUCGUUUAGUAGACCUCAUCGGCGACUGGAACGUUUUUCGUGAAAAGUUUACAAGCCUCGUGGAGUUCUACAAAAACCAGUUCCCAGAACUAAAUGUUGAUAUAGAUAAGUCGCUCGAAGUGAGUUCCCCAGGCGUAGUUGCGUCUCCACUUUUUUUUGCUUUUCGGGCUUGUCCAAGUUCCAUACGACGUUUUUAAAUCUCCACCGCAUUCCAACAUCGAAGGUUUGUUUUUCUAGGAGCUCCAUGCACACCGUGAACGCAUCAGACCAAUGGUUCGUGAUACAGUUUACUUGAUCAAUAAGCUCGCGCAUGGUUAUACUCACAAGAUCCUGAUUGAGUGCGCUCAGUCAACAAUGCUUGAUAUCGACUUCGGAACUUUCCCGUACGUCACUUCUUCCAAUUGUUCUGUCGGUGGUGUGUGUACUGGACUUGGUCUGGCUCCUUCGCGUGUUGGUGACGUCUACGGCGUCGUUAAAGGUACGUUCCCACGUCUGUUAAACUAUACUGCCGUUUAUAAUGUAAGCCACACUGAGCAUGCCACCUUUUCUGUCUUCAGCAUACACUACGAGGGUUGGCUCGGGAGCCUUUCCCACCGAGCUUUUUGGUGAUUUGGCUGAGCGCCUCCAAAGCCUCGGUCGUGAAUUUGGCGUUACAACCGGCCGAAAGCGGCGUGUUGGCUGGCUCGAUGCCGUCGUCGUUAGAUACGCGCAUACAAUCAAUAAUUUUACGGCUUUGGCUCUUACCAAGCUCGACAUUCUUGACGAUUUUGAUGAGGUGCGUCCUGUCUUUCGGUUUUCAGUGCCCAUUCAAGAUUUAAGAUCUAGACCAUCUUUUCUGAGUUGUUCUCGACUUACAUUUGAAUUGACUGGAUUUUGUGCAUUGAAAGGUGUAGCAGAACAUGCUGUGCCGCCUUUUAGCAUUAGGCCAAGAGCGGCCGUAAUCACGGCGUGUGGCUAAAUUUCAGUCACUCGAUUUCUAAAACAAUAUAAGAUCAGGUUGUGUCCGGGGUUGCUUCAGUGGCAAGAGCACCGUAUCUAGUCCAGUCUGAUCCCUGGCCUUCUCUUAUCGACUUUCGCAAUGAGGUCUCCAUAAUUUAGACUAAACGCAUGUCCCACGCCAAGUUGUAGUCCCGUCAGCUGUUCUCAUUCUUAAAUACCCUCAAUAUGGCCUGCUCUAGUCUCGCUGUCCUUAUAGGUGUUACUCCUUUCCAAUGGUUCGUACAAUUUGGUCCUGGAUGCUAUCAACCAACCGAAAGCGAGGCAGGUUUUAAUGGGCAAAUCCGUGAUCUCGAAGCAUCCUUUACCCUUUGUGUUCCUGGCAUAUAUGGCUUACGCUAUGUCUUUAGUUCAAAUGACAGUGCACGUUUCUCACAUAUGUCUGAAAUUUCCCCUGCAAUCAGUCUAGGGCGUUCAUGAGUCUAACUGAAGUUUGCUGAAUGUGUAAGGGGCCACUAGUGGGUCGCGUAACAAACUUUGGUUCCUUUUUUGCAAGUACGUUCGAUUCAUCUGAGUCGGUGUAAUUUUGACUGCCAUGGAGGAGUCCCACCACUGCUCCAGAUUUCUUUGGUUUCAUAAACUUCACGAGUCCUUGUUACUUCAAGUACUUCUCUUCUCAGAUUAAAAUUGGCAAGGCAUACAUCGAUCCCGAAACUGGCGCCACCUAUCCCACUUUGCCGUCCAGUCCAGAAGCGCUUGAGAAGGUCCAGGUUGUGUACGAAACCUUCCCCGGUUGGAAGACAAAUAUAACCAAAAUUCGAGAGUACGAAGAUCUUCCGGCCGAAGUGAAAAAGUACGUCGAGGCUGUUGAGCGGUUAUGUGGAGUGUCCGUUCGCUGGAUCGGUGUCGGCGAGGGGCGAGACAACAUCAUCAGCAAAAGUUCCUAA
Spirometra erinaceieuropaei is the source of this 2424-nucleotide messenger RNA. The record is from the annotation of a GenBank genome assembly. Lineage: Eukaryota; Metazoa; Platyhelminthes; Cestoda; Diphyllobothriidea; Diphyllobothriidae.